This is a messenger RNA of Suillus discolor, 1285 nucleotides long. RefSeq names its product 2-nitropropane dioxygenase. The transcript has 6 exons. Lineage: Eukaryota; Fungi; Basidiomycota; Agaricomycetes; Boletales; Suillaceae. Gene Ontology annotation, molecular function: nitronate monooxygenase activity. The coding region runs from base 155 to 1189 and encodes 344 amino acids. The record is from RefSeq and is a predicted model, not a curated record.
GUUUCCGUUCCAUGCGGUUUCUGUUCAUAAGAUUGCCAAGCGUUUGCGCGAUCUCUAUCACGACCGAAGCUUGAAGCUUCUGAAGCUUCAAGAAGGAUCAUGCUGACAGACUUGUGUUUGAACAUUUCAUCUCAUUCCUCCGACUGUCGUCGAUAUGUCAAGAAUUCGUACUGCUUUUACCGUCCUAAUGGACAUACCCACUCCUAUAGUAGCUGCGCCCAUGGCAGGGGCUAGCGGUGGCGCAUUGGCAGCUCAGGCAUCCGGUGCCGGAGCAUUUGGAUUUAUCGGAGCAGGAUAUCUGACCUCUUCUCAGAUUCAGGAGGAGCUAUCCUUAGCCCGCGCGCAGCUUCUCCUAUCCGAUGCAGAUCCCCUUCCAAUCGGCGUCGGAUAUUUGGCUUGGCAACUUGACAAAGAUCCCGCUGCCGUUGGAUUGCUCGACAUUUCCCUUUUGAACAGGGUUCAGGCCAUCUGGCUCGCCUUUGGCAACAAUAUAGGUCGAUGGGUCGACUACAUUCGCUCUUAUGAUGCGAGUUCCGGGCGGGGGCAGAAAACCUUGAUAUUUGUACAAGUUUCCUCAGUGAAAGAGGCUCUCAUUGCCAUCCAAGACUGGAAAGUCGACGUUUUAGUAGCUCAAGGAUCUGAAUCUGGUGGCCAUGGGUAUAGCGCUGCUCCGCCGCUUCUCACGCUGGUGCCAUCUAUCUUGGCAGUGUUGCCCAAAGAGGGCCCGCCACUUCUAGCAGCCGGCGGAUUGUCAACGGGUGGUCACGUUGCUUCUCUGCUUACGCUCGGAGUCUCUGGCGCGGUGCUCGGGACGAGAUUUUUGAUGACAGAAGAGAGUUUCUAUAAUGAGGUGCAGAAGAACAUACUCGUCAAGGCCAGUGCCAAUGACACGGUGCGUACGACGGCAUUUGAUAACGCCAGAGGAACUCUGGAAUGGCCGGAAGGCGUCGACGGUCGUGCCAUUUAUAACAAGACAGUGAAAGACGUAGACGCUGGUGUCGACAUCGAAAUAGUUCGAGAUAAUUUCAAAAGGGCAACUCAGGAGGGGGAUCCUGAUCGAAUUUUGGUUUGGGCGGGUACUGGAGUUGACUUGGUCACGGAAAUUCAGACUGCGCAGGAUGUUGUUCGGGAGCUUCAUGCAGACAUGAUGAAACAUUUAAGUUUUGCAUCAACACUUAUUGCCACCUAAUGACAAACACGUUGGUUCCCGUGAACGUUUUCUUUCCUAUUCGGACAAGUAGUUUCGUCUGAUGCGCGUCCCUGUGGUAUCUUAACGUUUGGAAAC